Molecule: messenger RNA, 1026 nt
Organism: Caenorhabditis briggsae
Lineage: Eukaryota; Metazoa; Nematoda; Chromadorea; Rhabditida; Rhabditidae
Exons: 5
Coding region: 1-1026 (341 amino acids)
Source: RefSeq, a predicted model, not a curated record
AUGAUUGUCUCCGGACCAAUUGAGCCGCAGGAUGCAUGCGUCGUGCCGUCACACAAUAACAACAAAACUGCGGAGCAGUACAGACCAUUCAAUAAUGAGAUGCAAUAUUUCAUUAACAGCAUGAUCAAGAAAUUUCCAAGAACUUUCGAGUUUGUCAAAAUGAAGAAAGGCAAAGUUACGACCAACAUUCAUGAAUAUCACAUCUGCGUCGGAACCCGGAAAAUUGUUGCCGAAAUGAGAGUCACUGAGAUGUGUAUAUUGGAAUUCAGCGCUGUUGGAAGACCUUUCGUGAUACAAGUUAAUAAUGAGGAAGAUAUUUGGCACUACACUCUUCAAUUGUUCAUGUUUCUCCAAGGAAGAGUGAAGGCGAAUUAUGUCGAAAUGAGCUUGGACCGGACAGUGUUGAAGCGCGUUUGCCAACUUCUUGCUUAUGAGAAAGUGCGGAAUUGCAAUUUGCUGGCUAUGAAUUUUGUGGAAGGAAAUGUCAGCUACCAUCCGGCAGAACUUCUAUUCCUUCUCCAAAACUUACGAGGGCUGAGAACCUACGUUCAUGAACCAAACUUGCCACCCCCAGUUUUUACCGAAUCCGAAAUUCGAAAUGUGGCUUUGAUGACCGUUCCAGUAAACAUCACCUUGGCUGAUGUUCUCCUCGCCAACACUUCUUAUUUUGAAAUUGCACACUGUUUGGAAUUUGACACAAGUAUCUUGUGCAGAGUGGCUCAAUACUGGAUCAACACAACUACAGUACUGCCCUGGAAAGUUGUGAAAUGCCAUGACUCGUUCGAAUCAUAUGAGACAUUACCUGGACUUCCAUAUGAUGCGGGACGCCGUCCAACAAUUUACACCUACACAAAUCCAAACACCAAAGUUUAUGAACAGUUUGAUACACAACACGGCAAGGAUCUCAUGAGAAAAGACGGUUUGAUUGCUACUAUUUUUAAGCAUCAUCCAAACGAAUCAGUCUCCAUUGGAAUAUUCGUUGUUUGGAAUGUUGCCGAUAUAAUGGUCUACAGAACAUCGCUAUAA